AUGGGGAUGCGCAAGAGGAGCAGCGAUGAUCCUGAUCCAAGCGUACCAUCCCGGACAAGGACGGGAAAGGAUAGCCGCGAUGGGCGGAGCAGCACUUUCUCCACACAAUCUGUGGAGCGCUGGCUGCUCAUCGUCGCAGCAUCUCACCGAUCUCUGAGCGUUCUGCUGCUCAUCCUCUUUGGUCUGCUGCAACAUCCAUUUGACGCUUCUUCAUGCGUCCCACAAUCCACCCUUGCAACGCUCUUUACUCGAUGGGACACGACGCACUAUCUCACCCUCGCCUCUCCUGAUCGACGUGGUGCAGAGGGGCAUUCGCUCAACGGAUCGAUCGGUGGAUAUGGGUGGGAGCAUGGCAUUGCUUUUCAGCCCGCUUUGCCUUGGAUGCUUAGACUCGCAGGCAGCUUGCCACUUGUCAUACCGGGCCAGACUUGGAGUGCAGAAUCUGCUAUCGCCAUAACAUCGACCCUGUGCGCCCUGAGCAGCAUAGCUUGUCCACUCUUGCUCUUCAGGUAGGUGCAGCCAGCGCUGCGUCUGGCUCAGCUCGCAAUCCUCCUUGUUCGUAUGCUCACGCUGACCCUCAUACCGAUGCUCACCUCUUCUGCCCUGCCGAACGCCACAGACUUGGUCGAAAGCACACCAAUGACGAAAUCUUCUCUCUCACGGCCGCAUUUUUGAGCAUCCUCACACCAUCUCCGUGGGCUCAAAUCACCCCUACUCCUGAAGCGCCCUUCGCAUGCGCCUUUCUCAGCUUGUGUCUCCUCCUGUCUCCGUCCAAAGCCGAAGGCGAUGGCCUUGAUCCUAGGCCGAGCGGUAUCAAGGAGACCUUGGAGCAGAACAAUCGACCUGUGCGCGCGGCGCGCUUGGUCCUCGCUGCUGUGCUAGGUGCUGUCUGUAGCGCUCUGCGCGCCAAUGGCGUGUUGACCAGCGGGCUAUUGCUUUGGCACAUUCUGUGGGACGGGGCUGGUGGCCGAGGAGGAUGGAAGCUAAGCAGGGUGAGUGGUCAAGAAUGGCCUGCUGCAUGCGGCAUGGCUCAUCGAUAUCUGGUACCUGCGUGCGCUCACCGAAGCUGAAUACAGUCCGCUCGCUUGCUCUCCUGCGCAGCUGCAUUGCUUGUUCAUGCUUCCUCUCGUCCUCUUGCCAGUGCUGCCUUUGAUUUUAGUCCAAGUAUGGAUGCAACAACACAUGUGCGGCCCGUCUCGCGCUCAAGCUCGCAACGGAUCGCUUAGCGAGGAAGCACGACUACCGCCUUACUGCUCAGACGGGCCGUACAGCUUCUCUGCCUACAGCUACGUGCAAAAGAGGUACUGGAAUGUGGGACCAUUCGCCUACUGGACCAUUGCUCAAUCGCCCAAUCUGCUCUUGGCUGCACCGAUACUAAUGCCCAUGCUGGAUUGCGUUUGGACCUACUACUCUUCAGACUGGAAGAGCGUCUGUCGACGAACGUUGCAACCUUGGUCGAAAGGCGCGCAUGUGCACCACACGUCAGGCGUACAAUCACGGUUGCUCACGCGCCAUGGCCCACACUUGCGAGGACGCAUCUUAACGAUGCAGAGUGCUCCGCAUAUGCUCGUCGUCGUGCAUCAUGCUACUCUAUCGGCGCUGCUCUUGAUCAUCAUGGCGCACACGCAGAUCUCCCUCAGGCUCGCCAUAGCACUACCAGUGGUCUGGUGGGGCGCUGCCGACUGGGUCUUGCAGGGCGAAGAAGGCACAACCGGGUCGAAGCGGAGAGAGUUUUGCGAUGCGAAAGACCAAGGCGAAGCGCAAGACGAUGGCAAGUCCUCUGGGUCCGGGAAUGAUUCGAGAAGCUGUGCAACGGGUGCUGGGGGAAAAGUUGCAGUGGCUCUUACCCCUAGAGCUAGGUACCUCGUGGGCUUUCUUGUCAUGUGGAACAUAAUCAGUUUGGCCCUGUACGCCGGCUUUUAUCCUCCUGCUUGA
Messenger RNA from Ceraceosorus bombacis, 1935 nucleotides. Lineage: Eukaryota; Fungi; Basidiomycota; Exobasidiomycetes; Ceraceosorales; Ceraceosoraceae. The record is from the annotation of a GenBank genome assembly.